Molecule: messenger RNA, 384 nt
Organism: Durusdinium trenchii
Lineage: Eukaryota; Dinophyceae; Suessiales; Symbiodiniaceae
Source: the annotation of a GenBank genome assembly
AUGUCAAGGAUGUGGCACGGCGUGGCCAGCUUCUCCAUCUCUGAUCUUCUCAACUCAAGAUUGAACCAUCCUCUCAAUCUUCGAUCAGACUUGGAGCCGAAACGCAAUUCUACUCAAGUGGGUCGAAGUCGGAACCUUCAGGUAUCCCAGCUCCUGAAGAACGGGGAGGAGUCACGUAAGCUGUUGGCAUCGGUGGAGAAGGCCGAGUUCCAAAAUAUGCCAAGAUAUUUGGAUGGCAGCUGGGUGAGGCUAAGUGCUGCGCUGGCAGAACCCAUGGCAGAACUGCAGGCUCAGGAGGAGGAGACGGCAGGGCGAUCUCAAGAAGAGGCGUCUCCUGAGAAGGCUGAGGAUGUCCCUGAGGUGCCCCCCCACCGUUCGCUAUGA